AUGGAAUUCUUGGGCACCACCCAGACGGCCAGCUACUGCGGACCGAAGAAGAGCUGCCUGCUGCCGGAGGUGGCCCCCACCAGCCUCAGCCAUGACAGCUACCAGGCUUACUACCUGCCAGGCUAUCGCUACCUGAACUCAUGGAGGCCCAGCCUCUUCUACAAGGUCUCUGCUUUCCGACCCGGUGAUGAGGGGGCCGGGCGCCUCAGUGCCCCGUUGAGGCCCCCGACCAUCCUGCCCUCGGUGAGGUCGUCCCUCUACGCCCGCUACAGUCCCCACGACUGGUACAAGGCCAACGCCGUGCAGAUCAAAGGCUCGGAGGCGUACCGGCACUGGGCUGGGCGGCUGAAUGCGGACAGUGCGCGGCUCAUGCAAGACAAGGACCAGCUGACUCGGCAGCAGCAGGAGGAUUCUGGGAAGAACCUCGGGCAGAGGCUGGCCGACAUCGAUUUCUGGCGCUCCGAGCUGACGUAUGAGCUCGAGCGGCUGCUGAAUGAUACCCGUGCGCUGGACACUGCCAAGCGGCGCCUGGAGUGUGCGGCUGACGAAGCCCAGGGGCCUCUCCAGGUGGCCUUGGAAUGUUUAUACAAUCGGGAGAAACGGAUGGGAAUUGACUUGGUCCACGAUCCCGUGGAAAGGAAUCUCAUACAGGAAGUGGAUUUGAUCAGGGCUUGCCAAGAGAAAAUGAGAAAGCUUGCAGAAAGAAUCGACCAGCAGAUGAACCUUAACAGAGAUGCCCAACAUGCACUUGAGCGGGACCUCGGUGAUAAAAGUUCAGCUCAUUUUAUUGACGAAAAAUGCUAUAAUUUGAGGAAUACUUCGGACAGCAUCAACUACUACCAUGGAAUUGAGAAAAUUGAUGGAACACUCUUCAGGAAAUCUUCCAGACAGAAAACACCAUCAUGUUACUGGAAAGAGCCAUCAUGGCCAAAGAGUGUCCACUCAAGGUGGCCCAGACGCGCCUGGAAGCAAGGACCCGGCGGCCAAACAUGGAGCUGUGCCGGGACCUCCCCCAGUUCAAGCUGGUGAACGAAGUCUUCACCAUCGAUGACACCCUCCAGACCCUGAAGCUGCGCUUGCGAGAAGCCCAGGACACUCUGCAGCUGCUGAUCCUGAACAAGUCGAAGCUGGAGCACGACCUGAUGGUGAAGGCCAACAGCCUCUUCAUCGACAAGGAGAAGUGCAUGGGGAUGCGGAAGACCUUCCCCAGCACGCCCCGCCUGGUCGGCUACACCUGAGGCUGCGGCGGCCGCCUUCCGCGCUCCUGUCAAUCUGACAUAAAAGGUUGAAAAUCAUGGGAGACAUUUCUGCUCGUUUAUUUUUUUCUAGCAAAAGGAAGAAGGAGAAAGAAAAAUAAAAAAAAGUCCCGUGAAAAUAAACGUAACAAAACCAAAACCGGAGCAAGGUCACCGCUUUUCUUGCUUGCAGAAAGUGUGAGACGGAUCGCUUCCUAUGGGAGGAAGGCCAUAGCCAGCCGGGCUCUGGAGCAGACGGGAGCCGCAUCCAGAGGACGGCCUGAUCCUGGCCCUCGUCCCCAGAGUUACUCUUUCCCCCCGUUUAGCUCCACGGGAGCCAUGAGGCCGAACCCACCACUGAACUCGGAGAUCUGGCAGCCCGUGUGGCCAGAGGAUGCGACCCUGUGCAAAGGCGUCCUUAGCCUAGACGCAGAGUAGACUAACUCCUCCUGCACAGGUAGGCUGAUCCGCUUGGGCCAGGGGAAGCC
Thamnophis sirtalis is the source of this 1723-nucleotide messenger RNA. Lineage: Eukaryota; Metazoa; Chordata; Lepidosauria; Squamata; Natricidae. The record is from RefSeq and is a predicted model, not a curated record.